Sparassis crispa is the source of this 819-nucleotide messenger RNA. Its product is annotated as Probable NADH-ubiquinone oxidoreductase 30.4 kDa subunit. The record is from RefSeq and is a predicted model, not a curated record. Gene Ontology annotation, molecular function: NADH dehydrogenase (ubiquinone) activity. Lineage: Eukaryota; Fungi; Basidiomycota; Agaricomycetes; Polyporales; Sparassidaceae. Bases 1 to 819 code for a protein of 272 amino acids. The transcript is spliced from 7 exons.
AUGUCCUUGCGGUUGGUCUCUUCGGCAGGUCGACUGCUCAGAAAUUCAUCUGUGCGCCCACUGGUCGCAGGAGGGGCGCAGCUGAGCCGUGGCCUUCAUUUCUCUCAGUCCUCCAAAGCCUCUGCGUCCCCGUUCACCGAGCAGACGUCGCCCAACCCCACUAUUACCAAGUAUGCAGAAACCACAGAAGCUUUGCAUACCUAUGGCUCGUACCUCAUCCAGUGCCUCCCAAAGUACAUCCAGCAGUUCUCCGUACUCAAGGAUGAAUUGACUCUGUAUAUCUGCCCCUCUGGUGUCAUCCCGGUCCUCACCUUCCUCCGGGAUCACUCUCAAUGUCAAUUCAAGAGCUGUAUGGAUAUCAGCGGUGUUGACUUCCCCGAAAGGAGCAAGCGGUUUGAGGUCGUUUAUAAUCUGCUGAGCGUUCAGUUGGGCGGCAGAAUCAGAGUCAAGACGUAUGCGGGUGAGACGGACGCGGUCCCCAGUGCAUUGCCAGUUUACAAGGGCGCGGACUGGUACGAGAGAGAAGUUUGGGAUCUAUUUGGCGUAUUCUUCCGGGACCAUCCUGAUCUACGGCGAAUUCUUACUGAUUAUGGAUUUGAGGGACAUCCUCUCCGGAAGGAUUUCCCGUUGACCGGUUACACUGAGCUUCGCUAUGACGAAGAGCAAAAGCGCGUCGUUUACGAGCCACUGCAACUCACGCAAGCCUUCCGAAACUUUGAUUCGUUGUCGCCGUGGGAGCAAGUGGGACAAGGGACAACUCCCAAGAGACCAGAGGACCUCAAGCCCGUGCCGCCUCCGAAGCCCGAAGAGUCGAAGUAG